Molecule: messenger RNA, 3636 nt
Organism: Phragmites australis (common reed)
Lineage: Eukaryota; Viridiplantae; Streptophyta; Magnoliopsida; Poales; Poaceae
Product: ETO1-like protein 1
Exons: 5
Coding region: 669-3335 (888 amino acids)
Biological process (GO): negative regulation of ethylene-activated signaling pathway
Molecular function (GO): protein binding
Source: RefSeq, a predicted model, not a curated record
CUUUUUUUUUUCAGAAAAGAAGCACCCUACACAAAUAAAAAAAGUAUUUUCUCUGCUAGGCUAAGGCCAAUACCAUACUUUAUUUAUUCCUCUCCACAUCCAAUACGAAAAAAGGAAAGAAAUUUUCUCCUUUUCUCUCCUCUCUUUCAGUCUUUCUCCUUUCCUCCUCUCCAUUCUCUCCACGAAGCUGCUCUCGCAGGAUCCGAAUCCAAGCUCGUCCGUUGCCACUGGCUGUGGGCCCCACGCUCCCUGCUCCCUCCCUCCUCGCCCCAGCCAUUGCCCUGUUCUUGAUUUGAUCCGGCGCGCGGCUUCGCGGGCGCACUCGAGGCUGCAUUUUCUUUCCGGUCAAGAUUCGGUCCGGAGAGGCCGUUUCCGCGCGAUUUCGCGGGCCAUUUGGGCAUUUUCGUCGGAUUUGCUCUGGCUCCCGUGGUCGGGUGGAGCUGUGAAAUGCGGCUCUUUGGCAUCAAAUUCCAAUCUUUUCCUGCUACCUUCUUGGCAUCUUCUUCCCCGAUUAGCUAGGAUUUGUAUAGAUUCUGAUUUGUAGGUUCUUGGCUUCCUCCUCGUGGUUUGCGGUUGGUGUGGUUAUGCCAUUAGUUCGUGAUUUGUAUCUGUGAUUGUGUGAAAAUCUGAGUGUGGAGAUUUGGGAGGUCUUCUCCUUACUGUGCUCUAUGAGGAGCAGCUUCCUGUCGGAGUCGCCGUGCGACGAGCAGCACAUCCAUGGCUAUGGCUUCAACCCUCAGUCAUGGCUGCAGGUGGGGCGGGGGAAGCUGCCCAAGUCAUCUUACUCGCCUUCCUCCAUUGAGUCACUCAUAAAGAUCGCUGAGCCGCCUGUAGUGCCGUUGUAUAAGCCUUCGGAUUAUGUCGAGGUGCUUUCGAGGAUCCACGAGGAGCUCGAGCAAUGCACGCCAAGCGAGUGGCCAGGGAUGUAUUUGGUCCAGUCCCAGGUGUUUCGGGGCCUUGGGGAGGCGAAAUUGCGCCAGAGGAGCCUGCACUCCGCGUGGCGCUGCGCAAGCACCGUGCAUGAGAAGAUCAUAUUUGGGGCGUGGCUGCGAUACGAGAAGCGGGGGGAGGAGAUCAUAUCUGACGUCCUUGCAUCAUGUAGGAAGUGCUGCCGAGAGUUUGGGCCACUUGAUGUUGCUUCCGAGAUGCCCGUGGGAAAUUGUGAGGUAAUUGGUUCGUGUGAGGCGGGCUCCUCGUCUCAAGUUUCUUCCAUGGUGACCUUUCAAAUACGGGAUGGGAGGGUGGCAUGUGAUAGGUGCAAGAUUGCAUCUUUGUCAAUCCCAUUUCGCUCCAUGCUUAAUGGACCAUUCACUGAGUCCCAGCUUGAGCUUGUUGAUUUGUCAGAGAAUGGUAUUUCGUUGGAGGGCAUGAGAGCUAUUUCUGAGUUUAGUUCUACAUAUAGCAUAGGGGAUUUGCCUUUGGAAAUCUUGUUGGAGAUCCUGGUGUUUUCAAACACAUUUUGUUGUGACAGGCUAAAAGAUGCCUGUGAUAGGAAACUGGCUUCUUUUGUUUCAUCAAGGCAGGAUGCUGUUGAGCUUAUGGCACUAGCAUUUGAAGAAAAUGCGCCAGUUCUUGCUGCUUCUUGCUUGCAAAUGCUUUUACAUGACCUUCCCAAUUGUCUAACUGACGAGUUAGUAAUUAGCCUCUUCUUGAAUGCGACUGCACAGCAACAUCAUAUCAUGGCUGGACAUGCCUCCUUUUUGUUAUACUGCUUGCUUAGCGAAGUUGCAAUGAACAUUGAUCCGAGGACAGAGACAACUGUAUGCUUGUCAGAGAAGCUAGUUCAAUUGGCAGUUACUCCUACUCAGAAGCAAAUAGCUUUUCAUCAGCUCGGAUGCAUUAGACUUUUGAGAAAGGAAUAUAAUGAAGCUGAACGCCAAUUUGAGGUUGCCUUCUCUGCUGGUCAUGUGUACUCCAUUGCUGGUCUGGCUAGAAUCGCUGGCAUACAAGGCAAAAAGGAUUUGGCUUAUGAGAAGCUUGGUUCAGUCAUAACAUCAAGUGUGCCACUAGGGUGGAUGUAUCUGGAGAGGUCUUUGUAUUCUGAAGGUGAUAGAAAGUUGGCAGACCUUGACAAAGCAACCGAGCUGGACCCUACUCUUGCUUACCCUUACAUGUAUCGAGCUGCAUCCUUGAUGAGAAAGAAAGAUGCUAAACUUGCCUUAGAGGAAAUCAACAGACUCCUGGGUUUCAAGCUAGCGUUAGAGUGCCUGGAGCUCCGGAUUUGUCUAUACUUGGCUCUUGAAGACUUUAAUUCUGCCCUCUGUGAUAUCCAUGCGAUUCUUACUCUUUCUCCUGAGUACAGGAUGUUGGAAGGACGUGUCACAGCUUCCAAAAUAGGCACACUUCUGGAGGCACAUGUCGAGCAGUGGAAUACAGCUGAAUGUUGGCUCCAACUGUACGAGCGCUGGUCAUCAGUAGAUGAUAUUGGUUCGCUUUCAGUGAUCUACAGGAUGCUUGAGUCAGAUGCAGCAAAAGGUGUUCUGUACUUUAGGCAAUCUUUGCUGCUCCUUAGGUUGAACUGUCCUGAAGCAGCAAUGCGCAGUUUGCAAUUGGCACGACAACAUGCAGCAACUGAGCAUGAACGGCUAGUAUACGAGGGGUGGCUUUUGUAUGACACUGGGCACUGUGAGGAGGCCCUACAAAAAGCAGAAGAAUCUAUUUCUAUUCAAAGGUCAUUUGAGGCUUUCUUUCUGAAAGCCUACGUUUUGGCUGACUCAGGAGUUGAUCCUUCUUGUUCUGCGACUGUUAUCUUGUUUCUUGAAGAUGCUUUGAAGUGCCCUUCAGACCGGCUUCGGAAGGGUCAGGCUUUGAACAACCUUGGUGGUGUCUAUGUUGAUUGUGGGAAGUUAGACUCAGCAGCUGAUUGCUAUACAAGUGCACUGAAGAUUCGACACACCAGGGCCCAUCAAGGUCUUGCUCGCAUUCAUUUUCUCAGGAACAACAAGGAAGCUGCAUAUGAUGAAAUGACAAAGUUGAUUGAGAAAGCUAAAAACAAUGCUUCAGCUUAUGAGAAGCGCUCGGAAUAUUGUGAACGAGAACAAACUAUGACAGAUUUGCAAAUUGUCACCCAAUUGGACCCUUUACGUAUUUAUCCAUACAGAUAUCGGGCAGCAGUACUGAUGGAUAGCCACAAGGAGAAAGAGGCAAUAGGAGAGCUCAGCAGAGCAAUUUCAUUCAAAGCUGAUCUCCACUUAUUGCAUCUCCGCGCGGCAUUCUAUGAACAUAUUGGGGAUGUCCCCAGUGCUCUUCGUGAUUGUAGAGCCGCCCUCUCUUUGGACCCGAAUCACCAAGAAAUGCUAGAGCUUCAGAAACGUGUGAACAGCCAAGAACCCUAACGAACUGUGGUGCCUUGUGUAUUGUAUACCACGAUUUAUGCCACGUAGGUUUGACUAGAUUCAUUUUUUUUUUGGUCAUUUUUUGUUAGUGUAAUAUGAUGUUUUCAGCAAGAAGGAAAAAGGGUAUCUAGUUCUUUAAAAGCCAGCAUGGGUAAAGAGCUUAGCACUUGAUGCACAUGGCUUGUGUAAAAGUAAUGGCUAACCACUGAACUGUCUCCUGAAAAAGGAAUUCUUCGUGCAUAUUGGAACUUUCGGGCCCCUAUCUCUGUAUCCAGUUUCCAUAAAGUAAACUUUGCGCUCA